Molecule: messenger RNA, 4503 nt
Organism: Agelaius phoeniceus (red-winged blackbird)
Lineage: Eukaryota; Metazoa; Chordata; Aves; Passeriformes; Icteridae
Gene: PRR14L
Product: proline rich 14 like
Source: RefSeq, a predicted model, not a curated record
AUGGAGCUGAAACUCUGCCAAAGCUCACUGAAGAAGUACAAGAGCUGUUCAGAUACAACAGCUUUCCAGGAAGAUUCCUGUGUAAAUAAUGAUCUCCAUUCCUCUCACUCCACAACAAACCCCAGGACUGUUGCUGUUCAUCCUGACCCUGGAAGAAACACUGUAGCUGGAAGAAGAGGAGGUUGUUCCACGCUCGGCCUUCACACAGUGUUAGCACUUUCUUCCCCUGGAUGUUACAGGAUUUGGACCAGAAGAAGAAACUUAACCAGCCAUAUUCCUACCAUCCAGAGACUGUUUAUAUCCCAGCUGGCCCAGGGUUUGAAAGGGGCCAGGCUGCCAAGGUGUGUGUCCGAUGGCCUGGUGUCCUCCCUGCCGUACUCCCUGGGCAGGGUGUUGUCCAUAUGGAGUCAGCACGGUCCCGCUGUCUGUCCUUCCGAAAUCACUCCUCUCCUUUCCAAUCUCUGCAAGUGGCAGCCAAGUGUGGCCAUCGAGAACAGCUGUGCCAUGUUACCACACUCACCUGUCCAGAGCAUGGGAGCCCUGCAGACUGCAGGCCAUGUGACACAUCUGGAAACUUCAUUCCCUCCUCCAUUCCCAAAGCCUCACACACUUCCAGAGCCAUUGCCAUCUCCCCCCAGGCUUUCAGCAUCUGAGCUCCACAUCCCUGCCCUUGAGGAAGCAGAUGCUUCUGUUCCAGCCUGUCUGAGAUCCCAAGAUGACACAGAACUGAAAAAAACUGAGCCAGAGAAGAGGCCAAAGAAAGUCUCACAGAUCCGAAUCAGGAAAACUGUUCCUAAGCCAGACCCCAACCUUACUCCAAUGGGACUACCCAAACCAAAAAGGCUUAAGAAGAAAGAAUUUAGUUUAGAAGAAAUUUACACAAACAAGAACUAUAAGUCCCCUCCUCCUGCCAGGAGCUUGGAAACAAUCUUUGAGGAGCCCAAGGAGAAAAAUGGACACUUGAUCUCUGUCAGCCAGCAGAAGAGAAAGCGGAUCCUGGAGUUUCAGGACUUCACUCUUCCCCGGAAAAGGAAGACACGAGGCAAAAUCAAAGCAGUGGGGAGCUUCACCCGAGCUAAAAGGGCUGCACUGCAGAGUGCAGAGCUGGAUGUUCUUCUGAGUCAGAAGCUAAUGGACCUUGAAGCCUUUUUUGCAGAGCAGGUUGAGCAGGAGCAGGCCUCCAGCAUCUGAGGGAGCCCCUUAGCUGGAAAUGGUCCAGUCAGCUUCUUUAGUGUUUUUUCCUUGGGAGAAAUUACUGACUUCUUCAUACCUUACUCUGCCACUGCUCUAACAUCUGAUAAUCAGUUCUUGGCUGUGACCCUCUUUAAGGUGCUAUUUUUUUUUUUUUAAAUGCUGUUGGAGGGAUUUUUUAAGUCCCUGUUUGAGUGUAACACAGCCAUGUGAAAUUUACCCUUCCUUUCUCAACCUCUGGAAAUUACUGCUUAUAUUUAAUUAAUUAUGUUUAUGUAUCUUUUGGGGGUAGAGUAGGAGUGUCAGGGAGGAAGUAGUGCACCUUCAGUGAUGCUAGAACUCUGUACUCCAGAUCAUUUGCACAUUUGAGUCUGCUAUUGUUACUGUAAUGGCUAUUUUUAACAAGCUGACAAAAGAGAUAUGGUGUUUGAUAAAGAAAAAUUCUACCAAGCACAUUCUUGAUAAACCACUAACGUUUUGAUAAUUAAAAGUAGCUGUCUAGGUUAUCAUUCAAUUGUUUCUUCCUUCUGUUAACUUAGAAGGUUCCUUCUAAGAAUCUUUGCCCUUCCUGGCUCCAGGCAGCAAAAGCCCCACAUAAUUAGACAUUAAAUAUCUUGCACUUUGUAUAUGCUUCUUUUAACACAAUUCAACUCAGAAAAGGCAAUGUUUUAAGGAAAAAUGGUGCCCAGUACUAUUUUUUCCCAAAUAGAAGAUUUUUUACUUACUUGGCUGAUGCCAACUUCUUCUCCAGAGGAAAAGGUAAUUGGUCCAUGAGGGUGUUAAGCUGCAGGAUACACAGGCAGAGAUUUUUAUUUAAUUGAGCUGAGCUGCUGCAUGCAGGGAAGACCAGCAAAAUCUUGGAUACUUGUUUUAAAGUUAUUUUAAUUCCAUUCAUACUAACUUGAUUUUAAUGUCAACAAGAAGGGGUUUUUUUUACCAUUUUAGAUUUACAAUUCCUGUAGCUCAUAAUUAGAUAUUCUCUGUACAGCACUGUUGUCCAUUACAGCCAGUGCUGUACAAAGAGCCUCUGAGAAUGUGACCUUGUUUUGUUAUGCAAGGCCAUAUGAAUUAUCUGAUGCAGCACUGGGCAAUUUCUCAGCUCUACCUUUGGAAGGAAGAGAGCUCCCUUCUGGCAUAACUUCUGUUAAACUGAACUUGAAGCAUAAUUCCAAUGCUAGCUGCUGUUCAGGUAAUUUCUGUCCCUUAGUGCCUAGAGAAGUUAUUCAGGCAAAGCUGUUGUUGCUGGGAUGCUCAAAUUUAAUUAAUCUGUUCUUUCUUUCACUUGUCACUUGAACUUGCACUUUCUUAUUUAUCUACCCAUAUAAUAGAGUUUCUAUUUACCUUCAAAUGGAGCAAAUAUCUAGUGGGUGGGUAUUUUUAUAAAGUCCCAAUAUAAAUGCAGGGCUGCAAAUACCAUCAUUAUCUUCUGUUGCUCUACCACUUCUGUUAUUGACCAAACAGAAAACUAAAUGUUACCAAGCAAUCUGUUCAAUUGCAGAGCUUUGAGAGUAGAGAAAUGGAAGAGAAUUAUUACACUGUGUGUGCCUGAGACUUGAAAGAAAUCUAAUCUGGGUUUGUUUUGCCCCCAGCUUAUGUGCUGGGAUUUGUAGAAGUUUAUAUUCUUGUUUUGAAGACUAAUUAUCUUUAAUCAGGAAGAUUGAAGAAAAGAGAGGAGUGCACACUUAGAGUAGUAGUGUUUGGAGUUUGAGGGUAAAAUAACAAGGCAAACUUUGAACAUAUUGACAUAGUAUUUUUCUGGUUAACUUACUGGGCUGUUGUAGAACAUUCUAAUUGAUUCUCUUUAUUUUUGUAAAAAGAAAUCCCUAAAAAACAAAGAUCAACUGCCUCCUAAAAAAUGUUUGAAAGUUUCCCUAUGUUGGCUUAUUAGCCCAAUUAUUGACUAGUUGGAAGUGGUAGCCAGAGUCAGAGAUAUAUUUUUAUGGAUUUAUGCUAUAGAAUGGGAUUGUUACAGAGCAUUCAUUCACCUUCUAUUAAUAUGGGAGGCUUCCAGUGACACAAUUAACUGGAACCUUACUGGGGCUUUCAAGGAAAUAAAGAUUGGGGUGGGGGGAAGAGACGGGUCCAGGAGAAGUUCAGAUCUCUAAUGUGCUUCAAAACAUGGAAUGUGUUGAGUCUUUUCCUUUGGGUUAUGUUGGGCUUUGUUUAGGGUGGGGUUUUUUACUUUCUUCCCUGUUCUCUCUUGUUUCUGAUUGCAUUGAAAUAAGAUUUAUGAACUUUUUUCCUACAAGCUACAGUGGAGAGAGCAAAGAAAACACUCAAAUACUCUUCAGUUUACAGAAAUUGGAGGAGUUACAAAAUGAUGUUGCAGUUGUUUAGCUUCUCCCAGACCUCAGUUUGUGGAAACCCAAACCCACAGCAUUAUUCUCUUUUGGUUUAGUGUUUGUAUGACAAUGUAAGCUAGUGGAGACCAAGCAUCUCUUCCCCUCCCCAGCAUACAGGUGUCAGUCCUGCUCAUGCACUUUUUUGUUUUUUCCUUUCCCACCUCUGUUUCUGUUUACAGCCCUCAUGGAACAGCCAUGUUCCUUGUGGCUGCUGCUUGUACACUGGGAGUGAUGACUGGGCAAAAGCUGAGCAUUUCCAUUCUGAGCUGCUUCUGUCACAGCUAAUUAAAAGAAAAAAGUGUAGAGGAUUCAUCUUUUGGGGUCAUGCAGACAUCCCUAGCAGUAGGGUAUGGACACUUGCCUUUUCAUGAAGGUGACCCACUCCAGUGGGGAUGUUUUUGUAUCACCAUGGAAAGUACAUCACAAACUGAUGGCCAGAACAGCUUGAGAAGGAUUGCAAAGCUUUUGCCAUGUCCUGUCUCUUAGUAGAGCCAAGCAGCUCUUUGCUAAAUUUGCUGAUUGUCAGAGAUAGAAAGAUCACUUUCAAAAAAAAAAAAAAAGAAGAAAAAACUCAUUGUUUUCAUCAUGCUAUGACUGGGGCAGUCAAUGCUCCUUCAUGUAUGUACAGCAUUUGCCUGGCUGGCUUGUGUCUGCAUACAUUUGAGUUCCUGUGCUUGCUGGAUAUGAUUCCUGCAAGCAAUUCUCAUCCAUUGUAUUUUAUUUCAGGUGGGCCUUUGGUAUAUUAUGUUCCAGGUGCUUUUCUAGACUAUGGAUAGUAACUGUGGAUUAAAAGUCUGUAUGAUGCUAUCAAGGUAACAAAUAGCUCAAUGAGAAUUUGUACAUUUGUGCCAUUAGCCUCCAUCAUGCUCUUGGCAUUUUGUUUCUGUUCAAUAUUGUGUGAAUCUAAAAUUUUACUGUUUCUUUUGUGUGUGUUUUUAAUUUAUGGAAAUAAAUUUUUCUGAGAACUUUU